Messenger RNA from Chaetomium globosum CBS 148.51, 441 nucleotides. RefSeq lists its product as uncharacterized. NCBI's taxonomy places the organism in Eukaryota, Fungi, Ascomycota, Sordariomycetes, Sordariales, Chaetomiaceae. Gene Ontology annotation, biological process: chitin catabolic process; carbohydrate metabolic process. Gene Ontology annotation, molecular function: chitin binding; chitinase activity. Gene Ontology annotation, cellular component: extracellular region. The coding region runs from base 1 to 441 and encodes 146 amino acids. The transcript is spliced from 3 exons. The record is from RefSeq and is a predicted model, not a curated record.
AUGGCCUACGACUACGCCGGCUCCUGGUCCACCACCUCGGCCCACCAAGCCAAUCUCCACCCGCUCACCCCCAACACCACCACGCCCUUCUCCACCGACGCCGCCGUGGCCGACUACAUCGCGGCCGGCGUGCCCGCCUCCCAAAUCGUCCUGGGCAUGCCCAUCUACGGGCGUGGGUUCACGGGCACGGCCGGGCUGGGAAAGCCGUACACGGGCGUGGGGCAGGGGACGUGGGAGAAGGGCGUGUGGGAUUACAAGGCGCUGCCGAAGCCGGGGGCCGAGGUGCGGUAUGAUGAGGCGGCCGGGGCGAGUUACAGCUAUGAUGCGGCGGCGCAGGAGCUGAUUAGCUUUGAUACGGUGGAGAUGGUGCAGAGGAAGGUGGGGUGGAAGGGGGUGGAUUGGGUGUUCGAGCUGGGGUUACCGAACAUCCUCGGCACCUAA